This is a messenger RNA of Sus scrofa (pig), 2663 nucleotides long. RefSeq names its product chromosome 12 C17orf78 homolog (gene C12H17orf78). The record is from RefSeq and is a predicted model, not a curated record. Lineage: Eukaryota; Metazoa; Chordata; Mammalia; Artiodactyla; Suidae.
AGCAAGGCCAGGGAUCGAACCUGCAACCUCAUGGCUCCUAGUCGGAUUCGUUAACCAAUAGAGAUAGAGCUGAGCCACGAUGGGAACUCCCAAGAGACAAUUUUAGAACAAUGGUCUCCAACAGCUAUCUGUCUGGGAAAGCCUUCCAAACUGCAGUGUCACUCACUCCAUGCGCUUAGAUGUUCCUCACCACCUCUCAGACCAACAGUUACAGGAAUGUGGUCAACUUACACUCACAACACUAUUCAUCAGUGUGAAAAUGUGCAAAACUAAACAGAGAUGUCUAUGCUAAGCUCAAGUUCAUGUGCACGGCGGCGAAUGAAUUCUAGAGAUCACUGGGUUGGAACCCCCCAUUUAUAGAGAGGAAAAAACUGAGAUCCGGAGAAGUCAGGCAAUUUUCACACCGUGACACAGUUAGUAACAGGGCCUACAAUAGAAGCCAGUUCUGUUGAUCCCUAGUCCAGAGCCCUCUCUAGUGGAACCCACUUGACACAUUAAGUUCUCGUUUCCUGCUCUAGUCCAGAAAUCCCUUUCCUUAUUAGAAAUCUCCCCAUCGCUUUAUGUCGGUGCAGAAACCAAUGUGCCUGGGUCAGUGAGCAUGCAUGCAAAUGUCUACGUGUCUGUCUGCGAGUAGUAUAAAGCAUAUCACUGGGUGUUUAUGCCCUUUCUUCUAGGGAAACCUCUAGGUAAUUGCAGUUCCUUCUGCCGGCACCUGCACGGAGGUCAGGUGAAGAUCUUCUCAAUCAAUCAUUAACGAGACAACUUGGUCCUCUCUCCAAUAAGCUCUGUUCCUGGGUUGUCAGGAAAGGUAGCCAAGGAAUCAGGGUGGAACCAGACUCUCCCAGGGUCAAACUUGGCUCCAGGGAAGUGAAAGUAUUUAGAGACGAGGCAAUAAGUGGCUUAGACAGAUCAGCAGCAUUCCGUCUCUGCAAGGAGGAUGUGCUCAAGUUAACAUGGAUACCAUCUUGGUUUUCAGCCUCAUCAUUACAUCCUAUGAUGCUCACAAGAAAGAACUCAGAGAUAGCAGCUGCCAAGUAGAACCCCUGCCUAGUCUCUUCCCAAAGGAUGUGAGAAGCAUCAGAGAUGUGCUAAUGCGAGAAGCUCAGGCAGAAGCCAAAAGGUCCACAUUCAUCCAAAAUCAAACGGUGGCUAUUCUACAGUGUAUUGGUUUGGGGAGCAAAGUCAAAAUCAACCUUGCAUAUUCAGAGAAAAGGGGAAAGGUCAAGCAUACUCUGAAGAGCCUGACAAUUGUGGCUGUUCCCCAUGGAAACAGCACUGCCUCGCCAAGCUGUCACCUAACCCCCACAUCCAAGCUCCAGACUGGAUCCCUUGUAAUAGGCAAAGCUUUCUUACCAGGGAUCUCCCAGUGUAAAGCCUAUCCAGUGAUGGGGGCCUCGUCAGAGACUUUUCCUGCCACGACCCCCUCCAUAACUCCUGGGAAUAAAGAAAGAGAGAAGACUACAAGUACUGAUGAUUUUUCUACCCCCUUGAAACAAGACACAGAUGAGGACCUAAAGAAGAGACAGAAAUGGAGCAUCCUGGUCAAAUUUCUGAUUGCUAUCAUCCUGCUGUUAGGCGGAAUCGCCAUUACAGUGUUUGUCAUUUUUGAAGUCCCAUGCCCUACUCAAUGCCUAAGAGUCAGAGAGCAAUGCAGAUGCCAUCGGUUGUGGAGAAGGCAAAAGAAGGAAGGCCAGCAACCUGGGGAAGCUGAAGCCCAGCCUGACUCUCAGCCCAAGAAGGAAAGUAUUCUCUGUAUGGUUAUGGUCAUUUACCUGGAGAAAAUGGGGCUGAUAUAUAAGUCCUGGGAGACAGGGAGCUGCUUUAGUUAUGAAGCAUAUGUGGGUAAUUUUUUUAUGUGUUGGGAACUAGGCAAGCAUUCGUAUUACUGUUUUCUUAACAUCAGCAGGGCUACUAUAUUAUUGAAAAUGCCCAUUUCUUGGCCUCAGAUAUAAUGAAUCAAAAUAGCUAAACUGGGGCCAGGAACCUCAUUUUUAAGCUUUUUAACAAGCUCCCUAAGUAGAGGUGGAUUUACUAUGAAGUUAAUGAAGCUAAAGCUCAGUACCCAUGAAACGUUGUAUCCAGUUGUGUGUUUUUUUUUUCCCCACAGCACACGGAAGUUCCUGGGCCAGGGACUGAACCGACACCACAGCAGCAAUGUGAGCCACAGCAGUAACAAUGCUGGAUCCAUAACCCACUAAGCCACCAGGGAACUCCCCCAUAUACUUUUUAAACAAAAGGUGGCCACAUAUAUAGAAUUACAGCACUGAGAAUGGAUCUCUAAGAUUUAUCUAGUCCAGAAUGGGACACACGUUGCCACUGUUUUAGUUCCAGGUCAUCCCCACCUAUCAAUAAGCAAGCAGAGUGCAACUGGAUGAGUAUGUCCUGGAGGUUUCAUGCACAGCAUAGUGAUUAUAGUGACAGUACUGCAUUAUAUACUUCAAAACUGCUAAGACACUAGAUCUUAUACAUUCUCACCACAAAAAAGAAAUGAUAAUUAUGUGACACGAUGUGUUAGCUAAAGCUACCAUGGUAAUCAUGUUGCAAUUUAUAAAUAUAUCAAGUCAACACGUUUUGUAUACCUUAAACUUAUAAAGUGUUAUAUGAAAAUUAUAACUCAAGCAUGGCUCUCUUUCCACCCAAGCAUGGCUUCAGGAUCUUUCUUA